Onychostoma macrolepis is the source of this 2597-nucleotide messenger RNA. RefSeq names its product interferon-induced GTP-binding protein MxB. Gene Ontology annotation, molecular function: GTPase activity; microtubule binding; GTP binding. Gene Ontology annotation, biological process: defense response to virus. The transcript has 12 exons. Gene Ontology annotation, cellular component: nucleus; cytoplasm; microtubule. Bases 514 to 2391 code for a protein of 625 amino acids. The record is from RefSeq and is a predicted model, not a curated record. NCBI's taxonomy places the organism in Eukaryota, Metazoa, Chordata, Actinopteri, Cypriniformes, Cyprinidae.
UGGGUCGUAUUUGAGGAUAGUGACAAACGACCUUUACGGUCGUAUGAGUUGGAGGACUUGUUGGUUUUUAGGGAAUAUUUGCAUGCUCACAUGCGAUUGGAUUAGUUACUCAUAUGCUGGACUGUCAUGAUUUGGCUAGAGCAGGACACUACUGAAUGAUGCGCAUCAGAGAGGGGAUUUAGACUGAUAAAGAAGUGCCACUACACCACUGGCUGUAGCCUAGGGGUCUCUGGGGAGUAAAUGAGUUAUUUCGCCACUUGGUCAAUACGCUUGAGUGACUUAAACCUUAUGAUUGUUUCCUUGUGACUCACGGUACGAAACCUUACUCCACGGGGUGAAACGAAACUAAUGUGAUAUUCAGGAAAUGAAACCUACCAACGUACAUAACCGUUCUAGUUUUCACUUUACCGGUUAAUUCAGAAUCGCAUCGAGGAGAGCACAGCGUCUGAUGCCUGGACGUGUUGUGCAAAGAAGGAUUUCUCUGUUAUUUUGACAUUUCGACAUUUUUUAAGGAUGGAGAAGGUAAGUUACACGUUCAGUCAGCAAUAUGAGGAAAAAAUCCGUCCGUGCAUCGACACUAUCGACAAUUUACGGUCUCUGGGAGUCGAGAAGGACCUGGCGCUGCCUGCCAUCGCUGUCAUUGGAGACCAAAGCUCAGGAAAGAGUUCAGUUCUGGAGGCGCUGUCCGGAGUAGCGUUACCAAGGGGUAGUGGAAUUGUUACAAGAUGUCCUCUUGAGCUCAAGAUGAUAAGAAUUAAGGAUGAAGAUAAAUGGCAUGGGAGAAUCAGCUACCAGGACAAAGAGGAAGAUAUUUAUGACCCAGCAGAAGUGGAGAAAAAAAUUCGUGAAGCCCAGGAUGAGAUGGCUGGAGUAGGUGUUGGUAUUAGUGAUGAACUCAUCAGUCUGCAGAUCACCUCUGCCAAUGUUCCUGACCUCACUCUCAUUGACCUCCCUGGUAUCGCACGAGUGGCAGUCAAGGGGCAACCUGAGAAUAUUGGAGAUCAGAUUAAGAGACUGAUCAGGAAGUUCAUUACAAAGCAAGAAACAAUCAACCUGGUUGUGGUGCCAUGCAAUGUUGACAUCGCAACCACAGAAGCAUUACAGAUGGCUCAGGGGGAGGACCCUGAGGGAGAAAGAACAUUAGGCAUCUUGACAAAGCCGGAUCUGGUGGACAAGGGCACUGAAGGGACAGUCGUAGACAUUGUGCACAAUGAGGUCAUUCACCUUACUAAAGGCUACAUGAUUGUGAGGUGCAGGGGACAAAAAGAGAUUAUAGAUCAUGUCACUCUAAAUGAGGCCACAGAAACAGAAAAUGCCUUCUUCAAAGACCAUUCUCAUUUCAGCAAACUCUAUGAAGAAGGCUUCGCUACUAUUCCCAAGUUGGCUGAGAAAUUAACAAUUGAGCUGGUUCAUCACAUUCAGAAAUCUCUGCCUCGUUUAGAAGAACAAAUCGAGGCAAAGCUUGCUGAGACACAGAAGGAACUGGAGGCAUAUGGCAAUGGACCCCCAACUGAUCUUGGAGAGAGACUGAGCUUUCUCGUUGAUAAAGUUACAGCUUUCACACGUGAUACCCUCAACCUGACCGUUGGGGAAGAGGUUAAAUGUGCACCAGAUAUACUGAUUUUCCCAGAACUUCGUCAGGAAUUUGCAAAAUGGAAUAGCUUCUUGGAUAAUUCAGGAUAUCUCUUCAACAAAAAGAUUGAGAAAGAAGUUGACAACUACGAAACCAAGUAUCGAGGAAGAGAGCUUCCAGGAUUCAUCAAUUACAAGACCUUCGAGGGACUUGUUAAGGAUCAGAUUAAACUGUUGGAAGAACCUGCCUUAAAGACGCUGAAGACCACCUCUGAUGUGAUUAGAAGGAAGUUCAUCCAGCUGGCACAGAGCAGCUUCGUUGGAUUCCCUAAUCUUCUGAAAAUAGCGAAGACUAAAAUCGAAGCCAUCAAGCAGGAUAAAGAAUCCCAGGCAGAAUCCAUGCUGAGGACCCAAUUCAAGAUGGAGCUCAUUGUUUACAGUCAAGAUGGCACAUACAGCCAGAGUCUGCAACAUGCAAAGAAUAAUCUGGACGAGGACGAAGAAACUAAAAGAUUUAACUCCAUGAGCAUAGGCAUAAUCACAGACGAUCGUGCCACCUUGCGAGAGAUGAGGUUGCACCUUGAGUCCUACUACAAGAUUGCAAGCAAGCGUCUAGCUGACCAGAUCCCAAUGGUGAUCCGCUAUCUGCUGCUCCAGGAAACAGCUUUGGAGCUCCAAAGGAACAUGUUGCUGUUGCUGCAAAAUAAAGAUGUAGACAACCUGCUUAAAGAAGACUUUGACAUUGGCCAAAAGCGAGAGAGCUUACUGAGUCGCCAGAAACGUCUGAUGAAAGCACGCAGCCUCUUGGUUACCUAUUAAAAAUCAGUUCAGUUUAUUACAAAAGUUUUAAUGCAAAAAGGGAAAGAAAAGAAAAUCAUAAGAAAAAGAAAUAAAUCAUAUGCCCAUGAGGUGAUAGCUUGAAAUAUUUAUUAUGGAGCACAAAUAGGCUGUUUUUUUUUUCUGUUAUGAAAAACAUGGGAUGUGUUUCUCAACUGAAUGUCUUAAUAAAGAAUAUUAUAACUGUU